Messenger RNA from Nematolebias whitei (Rio pearlfish), 1788 nucleotides. It is a transcript of the gene mybpha, whose product is annotated as myosin binding protein Ha. The transcript is spliced from 14 exons. NCBI's taxonomy places the organism in Eukaryota, Metazoa, Chordata, Actinopteri, Cyprinodontiformes, Rivulidae. Gene Ontology annotation, molecular function: protein binding. The record is from RefSeq and is a predicted model, not a curated record. Bases 1 to 1569 code for a protein of 522 amino acids.
AUGCCGAGCAAACCUGCUCCCAUUAAAAAGUCUCCAGCCAAGAAGGCUGUAGAGAAGACACCUGAGCCUGCCCCGGAGCCUCAGCCCGCUCCACCUGCUGAGACACCGGCUGAGGCAGCUCCUGCAGCCGGGGGGGAAGCAGCUCCAGAGGCUCCUGCAGAGGAGAACUGCACGGCUGAAGCAACAACUCCAGCUUCGGCUCCCACUGUUGAAGAUAAUACUGCUACAGCUGCAGAUGCUCCAACGGAUGCUGCGCCUGCAGAAGCUGAUGCAGUUGAGGUGCCACCUAAAGCCCCUACACCUCCUCCUCCUGCAGCUCCCACCAGUGCUCCUCUGGAUGUGUCUGUGGACGAUGUUAACGACUGCAGCCUCACCAUUCAGUGGACAACUCCAGCGACUGUGGGAGAGUCUGGCUUGAAUGGAUACGCUGUCGAGUACUGUAAGGAUGGAGCGACUGAGUGGAUUGUAGCUAAUGAGGAGCUGACCCCAGCUAACCGCUUCUGCAUCAGGAACCUGACAGCAGGUGACGUGCUGCGUGUGCGCGUGGUGGCUGUAAACUCUGGAGGGCGAAGUGAACCCGGUGUGCUUCCCGAGCCUGUGCCCAUUCGGGAAAUAGUUGAUCGACCCAAGAUCCGGUUGCCUCGAGCUCUCAGGUCCCGAUACAUCAAGAAGGUUGGGGAGCAGAUCAACCUGGUCAUCCCAUUUAUAGGUAAGCCCAAACCUGUAGUGACCUGGCUCAAGGAUGGUCAGCCUUUGGAUACGAAACGAGUCAACAUCAGGAGCACUGACAGGGACAGCAUCCUGUUUAUUCGCGGCGGUCAGAGGGAGGACUCUGGUGUUUAUGAAAUCAUGGUUAAAGUGGACAGCUUUGAAGACAAAGCAAGAUUCACCCUUCAGAUUGUAGAGCUCCCUGGUGCUCCUGCAAGCAUGAAGCUGGUAGAUACAUGGGGCUUCAACGCUGCAUUGGAGUGGACUCCCCCCAAGGAUGAUGGCAACUCAGAUAUCACUGGUUACACUGUCCAGAAGGCUGAUCAGAAAACAAUGGAAUGGUUCACAGUGCUGGAGCACUACCACCGACUGUCUGUCACCAUCUCAGACCUCGUCAUGGGUAACUCAUACUUCUUCAGGGUGUUCGCUGAGAACCAAGUGGGCCGGGGCGAGAUGAGUGCUGUCACCAAGGAGACGGCCACAAUCCAGAAAACAGGUAUUGUGUACAAACCUCCUGGGUACCAGGAACAUGACUUCAGUGAGGCACCCAAGUUCACCACCCCCCUCAUCGACCGUGCAGCCACCGUGGGAUACACAACCAAGCUGCUGUGUUCUGUUCGAGGAAGUCCCAAGCCUAAGAUCGAGUGGUUAAAGAAUCAGAUGAUCAUUGGUAAUGACCCCAAGUUUCGUCAGAUUUCCACCCAGGGGAUUUGUUCCCUCGAGAUCCGUAAGCCGUGCAGCUUUGAUGGUGGUGUGUACACCUGCAGAGCCAAGAACGCCCAGGGAGAAGCCGCUGUAUCCUGCAAACUGGAGGUCAAACAGGUUAUUCUUCCAGAAGCUAACAAAGAAAAGGGGAAAUAAACCAAAAUGUCCAGAGUGUCUUUAAAGAAGCAACAAAAUCCAGGUCUUAUGUUUUAAGAGUGUUACAGUAAAUGAAUGAAGAAGCAACAGCUGGCUGUGCUGAAGUGUGAAAAUAGCAAAGGAAGGAACGGAAAGACGCAGCAACAUAUCUGCACAGUUCUGACUGUCCCAGUCCUGAUGCUGUAUAAGGAAGACAAACACCACACCCAUCCCAGUUUG